AUGAUAUUAUGGUUUAUUGUGUUAUAGAUCAUUAUAGAUGUCCUAGGAUUUUAAUCGUAGUACUGGUACAGAACGAAUUUAAAAAUUGAGUAAAAAUUUUGCCCUGAUUUGCAUGUUACAGUCCCUGAUAUGAAUCCGCACUUAUGUGUUUGUAAGUGCUUACUAUAUAUUUAGCUUAUGCUGAGAUCUGUAAAGAUGUGCCUGAAGCAGAUGUAUUAGUUGCUUAGAACGGAACUUAAUAUAUAUGCCACCCUAGAUUCUAACCAUUUGCUCCAGGAACACCAACUAUAGAUCAUUAUGGUGCAUUAAUUUGUGGAUAUGAUGAAGGAGUUCCACUAGUAAUAGAGUUGUUACAAGAUAAUCAUCUUAAAUUUUAUUGUAAAUGUGAGUAAUUUAGAAUAUUAGAAUAGUUAUUGAAGGUGAAAAUUACAAAAAUUGUUUGGCGACUGAACUAAUAAAUGGAAUUCCAAGAUGCACAUAUUGUAAAGCACCUUUUUAUGGAGAAUAUUGUAAAUAAUAAAUAAAUGGUUUUGAUUGGAGAUAUUUUAAUCCUCCUAAAAGUAAAUAAUAAAAUUUAACUGAAAGAAUGCAAAUUUGAGAAUUGUAUAGAAUGUGAAGAUCCAUUGACAUGUACUAAAUGUUUUCCUGGUUAUAGUUCUUUGAAUACUGUUGUGACUUGCAACAUAUGUAUAUUUUUUUAUAUAUAAUAACAGAUGUUGGUUUGUUUCCUCCUUGUGAAAAAGGAUAAGUUGAAGAUUAAAACAUAUGCUACUGUAUCUUUUUAAAAUAAUUUCUUAAUAGAUUGUCCUGCGGGUUGUUUAAGUUGUAGAAAAAUAUCAACAAUUUAACAUGUAACUUGCGACACUUGUGAUGCUAAUUACUUUAGAUUAAAUAAAAAUAAAAAUGAUCCAGAUUGGUACUUUUGUAUUAGGUUGGAAAAUUGUGACUUCAGUAGAUAAUAAAUACUUACAGAUUAAACAACAUUGGAUGAAUAAGGAUUUUAUAUUUACACUAUAACAUGUACUUAAUGCGAUUUAGGAUAUUAUUACAAAAAAGAUAUCCAGUCAUGUAAAAGUAAUAGUUAGUUUAAUAAUUAGUGGCUAUUCAAUUGCAUCAUGAAUGUUAUAUUUAUGACCCAAUUUAAUAAUUAUGUGUUGUUUGUUUUGCUCCAACCUAAUUUAGGGACAGUGCUUGUAGAUACCAAUAGUGUGAUUAGGCUAUUUGCCUAACCUGUUCAACACUUUAUCCAAAUUUUUGUACAACUUGUGAUUCCUCUCUAGAAAAAGGAGGAGUUAUCAAAGAGAAAGGUAUUUGUUCGUGCAAAUAAAACUUUGGUUUGAAAAAUGAUGUUUGUGAACCAUGUUCUGAUGGUUAUUGUUAAGAAUGUGAACAAGAUGAUUUUUAUUCAUGUACAUCAUGUGCUCUUGGCACAAAUAGAAUAUUAGUUAAUAAAUAAUGUAUUUGUUAACCUGGAUCAUUUGAACCUGAAGAUGGUGGUUUAAUAUGUAUUGGUAAAUUUAUUAUAUUAUUAAUUAAGUAUGUGAUUGGUCUUGUUAAACAUGUUUUGGUCCAACAAAUUAUGAAUGUACUUAAUGUCCAGAUGAAAUUAUUUCUAAUAGAAUUCAAGUAGGCAAUUCUUGUCCUUGUAAAUUUGGAUAUUCAGAUUAUGCAAUUUAAGAAUAAAGAUGUGGAAGUAUUUAUUUAUCAUUAAAUAUAUUCAGAAUGUCAUCCAAGAUGUUAAACAUGUUUUUAAGCAGAAGAUGAUACUAUAAAUUAAUAUUGUCUAACAUGUAUACCUGGACAAAAUCGUAUGGUUAAUGAUAAUUUCAAUUGUGAUUGUAUAGAAAAUUAUGGUGAUAUUAAUGGAACUAAAGAUAUUUGUUUUAGUAUUUUAAUUAAUAAAUUAUAUAUUUAUAGUUUGUCAUUAUACUUGUGGAAAUUGUGAUGAUUUUGGUUCUAAUAAUUGUACUUAUUGUUCAGAUAGUUCAUUUAGAUAUUUAACAACUUCACGAGAAUGUUUAUGUAAAACAUCAUAUUAUGAUGAUCAGAUAAUAUUGAAUGUUCAAGUAAUAUUAAAUAAUAUUAUUAGAAUGUCAUUAUUCUUGUUUAAGAUGUGCUAAUAGUACUGAAUUUAAUGCAUGUAUAGAAUGUCCUUCAACUAGAAUACCUAGUGAUUCAUCAGCAAUUUAAUUUGAAUGUCCUUGUUUAUCUUCACAUUAUUAUGAUGAUGGAUUAUCACCAACUUGUAUAGAAUGUGAUGUAUCUUGUUAAACUUGUUUUGGUACUCUUUCAUCUAAUUGUUUAACAUGUGAUCCAAUCUAUAGAUAAUUAGAUUUAUCAUCUUGUAUAUGUCCAAUUGGAUAUUAUGAUGUUGGAUAAUUAGAAUNUAUCCAAAUUUUUGUACAACUUGUGAUUCCUCUCUAGAAAAAGGAGGAGUUAUCAAAGAGAAAGGUAUUUGUUCGUGCAAAUAAAACUUUGGUUUGAAAAAUGAUGUUUGUGAACCAUGUUCUGAUGGUUAUUGUUAAGAAUGUGAACAAGAUGAUUUUUAUUCAUGUACAUCAUGUGCUCUUGGCACAAAUAGAAUAUUAGUUAAUAAAUAAUGUAUUUGUUAACCUGGAUCAUUUGAACCUGAAGAUGGUGGUUUAAUAUGUAUUGGUAAAUUUAUUAUAUUAUUAAUUAAGUAUGUGAUUGGUCUUGUUAAACAUGUUUUGGUCCAACAAAUUAUGAAUGUACUUAAUGUCCAGAUGAAAUUAUUUCUAAUAGAAUUCAAGUAGGCAAUUCUUGUCCUUGUAAAUUUGGAUAUUCAGAUUAUGCAAUUUAAGAAUAAAGAUGUGGAAGUAUUUAUUUAUCAUUAAAUAUAUUCAGAAUGUCAUCCAAGAUGUUAAACAUGUUUUUAAGCAGAAGAUGAUACUAUAAAUUAAUAUUGUCUAACAUGUAUACCUGGACAAAAUCGUAUGGUUAAUGAUAAUUUCAAUUGUGAUUGUAUAGAAAAUUAUGGUGAUAUUAAUGGAACUAAAGAUAUUUGUUUUAGUAUUUUAAUUAAUAAAUUAUAUAUUUAUAGUUUGUCAUUAUACUUGUGGAAAUUGUGAUGAUUUUGGUUCUAAUAAUUGUACUUAUUGUUCAGAUAGUUCAUUUAGAUAUUUAACAACUUCACGAGAAUGUUUAUGUAAAACAUCAUAUUAUGAUGAUCAGAUAAUAUUGAAUGUUCAAGUAAUAUUAAAUAAUAUUAUUAGAAUGUCAUUAUUCUUGUUUAAGAUGUGCUAAUAGUACUGAAUUUAAUGCAUGUAUAGAAUGUCCUUCAACUAGAAUACCUAGUGAUUCAUCAGCAAUUUAAUUUGAAUGUCCUUGUUUAUCUUCACAUUAUUAUGAUGAUGGAUUAUCACCAACUUGUAUAGAAUGUGAUGUAUCUUGUUAAACUUGUUUUGGUCCUCUUUCAUCUAAUUGUUUAACAUGUGAUCCAAUCUAUAGAUAAUUAGAUUUAUCAUCUUGUAUAUGUCCAAUUGGAUAUUAUGAUGUUGGAUAAUUAGAAUGUGAAAGUAAUUCUAUUUAAAAAUAUUAUAAGAAUGUCAUUACUCUUGUUUUUAAUGUUUUGAUAAUACUGCUGAAGGUUGUAUUGCAUGUUCAAUUGAUCUUCAUCUUAGAGUAUUAAAAGGAAAUACUUGUAAAUGUAUUGAUGGAUAUUAUGAAGAAUCAGGAACAGCUAAAUGCAAAAGUAAUUACUUUAAUUAUAUAUCUAUUAGAAUGUUCAUAUAAAUGUGAAACUUGUGUGGAUUAACCUGAAAAAUGUUUAAGUUGUCCUUUCAAUUCUUUACGUAUACUUGAUAUAGAUAAAGGUUGUUAUUGUGCAGGAGAAUAUUAUGAAAAAGAAAAUGAAAUAUCUUGUCAAAGUAAUAUUAUUUUAUAUUAAAGGAUGUCAUUUCAAAUGCAAAACUUGUGAUGCAUUUAGUGAAUCAUCAUGUCUGUCAUGCGAUUUAAUAGCAUUUAGAGAACUUAAACUUAAAUAAUGUAAAUGUUAACCACAUUAUUUUGAAAUGGAAGUUUAAGAAUGUGCAAGUAAUUAUUUAACUCAAAAUUAGUUUGUAGUGCUUAUUGCUAUGAAUGUAUUAAUAAUUUUGAUAAUUGUACUUCAUGUUAAGAUGAUAGAUAUUUGGUUGGAAGUACAUGUAAAUGUAGUUCUAAGUUUCAAGGAGCUUAGAUAAGUACAUUUGAAUUUAAUGGAUAGGUUUAAUGUUAAAGUAAAUCUUUAAAUAAUUAUUAGAAUGCCAUUAUUCUUGUGGAACAUGUGGAGGAAUAGAAGAAAGUGAUUGUUUAUCUUGUAUAGACACUGAUCAAAGGUAUUAAUUAGGAAAUACAUGUAUUUGUAAAGAAGGAUAUUUUGAUGCAGGAUUACCUGUCUGUUAAAGUAUUCAUCAAUUUUAUUUAAUAGAAUGCAGUUACAAAUGUAAAGGAUGUAUGAAAUAAUCUGAAAUAUGUACUUCUUGUUAAGAUAACAGCCUUAGAUAAUUGCUUUCAGAUUUCAAUAUAUGCCAAUGUAUCUAAAGAUAUUAUGAUGAUGGAUAAAAUGAAGUUUGUUAAAGUAUGUAUUCUUCAUAAAUAUUCUAAGAAUGCCAUUACUCAUGUCUUAGAUGCAAUGAUAUUGACACAAAAUGUGAAUUAUGCUCAAUUGAAUCAAAUAGAAUUUACAAUGAUCAAUUAUUUUCUUGUGAUUGUAAUGUUGGAUAUUAUGAUACUGGAGUUGAAAUCUGUUAAAAAUGUCAUUACUCUUGUUUCAGUUGUAAUUUUGGAGACCCUAAUUCUUGUAAUUCAUGUGUUGAUUCAAUGACUUCAUAUAGAGUAUUUUAUAAUGAUAGUUGUUAAUGUAUAUCUGGAUAUUUUGAUAAUGGUUAAUCAGUGCAAUGUUAAAAAUGUGAUAUUUAAUGUUUAAGUUGUAUUAAUCAAUCUUACUAAUGUUAAUCAUGUCCAUAAACAAGAAAAAUAGAAAGUAAUUGCAAAUGCCAACAGGGAUAUUAUGAUGUAGGUUUAUAACUUUGUUUAAAAUGUAAUUCAAAUUGCUUUACAUGUGAAUCCACAUCAAAUAAUUGUACAUCAUGUGAUUCUGAUUAAUUUAGAGAACUUAAUUCAAUAACUUAAACUUGUGAUUGUUAAAUUGGUUAUCUUGAAAUUAAUGGAAUCUGUGAGUAAUGUCAUUCAAGUUGUAAAACAUGUUCGUAAUCUUUAAAUUUAUGUACUUCUUGUGUUUAAUUUCGAUAUUUAAAGAAUAAUAAUUGCAUUUGUAAUGAUGGAAUGUAUGAAUCAAUUGCAGAUAAAUAAUGUAAAUUAUGUAAUAAAAGUUGUUUAACUUGUGCUUAUUCAGAUAUCUAUUGUUUAACAUGUUCAAUUGAUAAUUUUAGAAUAUUUAAAUCUGGAAAUUAAUGUGAAUGUAAAUUAGGAUAUUAUGAAAAUCCAAUUACAUAAUAAUGUGAAGAAUGUGCAAAAUCUUGUUUAACUUGUUCAAUUACAUACGAUAACUGUUUAUCAUGUGAUACAAAUCUGAAUUUGUCUAUGAUUAACAACAAAUGCUUAUGUUCAUAAUCUUAUUAUUUUGAUUCUUUGACUAAAUCAUGUUAAUGUAAUAUGUUAUAUUAUAUAUUUAUUUAGAAUGUCACAUUAAUUGUUUAGAGUGUUAAAAUAAUAGUGAAUGUACAUCUUGUAGAGACACAACAAGAUAUUUAGAUGAAGAUUAAAAAAAGUGUUUAUGUAAUGAUGGAUUUUAUGAGACAAAUUAAUAAAAUUGUUAAUGUAUGUAAUUAUUAUACAUCAUUAGAAUGUCAUUUAUCAUGUGAAACUUGUGCAAAUAUAAAUACUAAUUGUUUAACUUGUUUGAAUAUCACUUAUAGAAUACUAAAAAAUAAUAAAUGUCUAUGUAUUGAUGGAUAUUAUGAUACAGGAAUAGAAUUAUGUUAAAAAUGUAAUAAUAUUUGUAAGACCUGUUAAAAUACUGCUUCAACUUGUUUAUCUUGUUAUGAAAUUGAAUAAAAUAGAUAUUAAUUAGGUGACAAAUGUUUAUGUAAAUCUGGAUAUUUUGAAUUAAACACAGAUAUAUGUUCAAGUAAUCUAUGUUUAUUUAUAUUUUAGAAUGUUCAAAUGAAUGUUUAACAUGUUAAGGCUAAGCUGAUUAUUGUACAAGUUGUGAUAUCAAUUCUAAAAGAGUUGAUUAAUCAAUUAUCCAUAAAUGUCCAUGUAUAAUUGGAUUUUAUCAAGAUCAAAAUUAGAUAUGUUAAAGUAAGUAUCUAUAACUAUAUUUUAGAAUGUCAUAUCAAAUGUUAAACUUGUAUAAAUUAGAGUGAUUAAUGUUUAAGUUGUAAGUUUGAAUUAAAUUCAAAUAGAAAGUCUUUAUCUGAUUAAUGUAAUUGUAAAGAAGGCUAUUUUGAUGAUGGAAUCUAAUUAUAAUGUUAAAAAUGCAAUCUUAAAUGUAAAACUUGUUAAAAUGAUUCAAUUAACUGUGUAAUUUGUUCAAAUUCAAUACGAAUAAAUCCACCUACCUGUAAUUGCAUGGAUGGAUAUUUUGAAGAUGAAUAAUUCACUUGUUAAAGUACAUUUUAUUGUUUAUAAAAGUUUGUUCUUCUUAAUGCAAUACUUGUGCAAUAUAACCUUCGAAUUGCUUGACUUGUAAAUCAGGUAGGAUUGGAAAUGAUUGUAAAUGUAUUGAUGGAUUCUUUGAAUUUGGCUCUAUAUUUUGUGAAUGUAUUUAAUUUCUUUAAUUUAUAUAGAAUGUGCAUUUAAAUGCGCUACUUGUAGUAUAUAAGCUAUGAAUUGUGACUCUUGUAAAGGUAAUAGAAUUUAAGAGCCAUAAUGUAUUUGUCAACCAGGAUAUUUUGAUGAUCAAAUAAAUGAAGAUUGCUAAUUAUGUGAUAGUGCCUGUUUAGAAUGUAAUAUAAAAGGAUGUUUAUCUUGUAAUGCCAAUAGAAUAUUAAAUGAAGAAAUGGAUUGUGUUCCUCCACCAAAUUCAAUUUGGUAUAAUGAUACCCCUUGGUGUUCAAGUAAAUUAAUCCUUAUAUUUCUUAUAGCUUGUGAAGUCGCUGUUGUCAAAGCAUAUUUAUCAGAUGAUAUUAGUAAGAUUAUUAUUCAUUUUGAUUUUCCAUUAAAUUCAAAAGGAUUUAAUUAAUAAUUCGAACUAAAUAAAUGUUUGUAAUUAUUUGAGUUGAAAUCUUUAUAAAGUUUUGGUUAAAAUUCUUAAUGUUUCAUUAAUCCAGACGAUAAUCAUGAAUUGCUAAUAUCUUUAGGAGAAAACUCAAAAAUAAAUGUUGGAGAUGAAAUACUAUUUAUAAGUAAUUCUUUAUCUCAUAUUAAUUGUGAAACUACUUUAAACAAGUUUAUCUUUACAACAUUAUAAAUGCCAAUAAAACCAUUUGCUCCAUAAGUUGAAUAUCAUGUACCUGUUCAUUAACUCAAUCCUUUUACAAAAAACUCAGUUUAUUUGAAAUCAAUAAAAAACUAUGGAAAUAGAAAAUUGGAUAAUAUCAUUUGGAAUUUUUAAGUUGAAACAAAUUAAGAUACAUAACCAUUAGGUGAUUUCAUAGAUUAAAUGAAUUUUCUAUAAGAAUAUAAUUUAUUGAUACCCAAAUUUACAUUACCUAGUGAUGCAAUUCUAAAAUUUAAGAUCUAAUAUUAAAAUUUCAUCCAUAUUCAGUCAUAUUCAGAAUUUAUUAUAUAUACCCAUUCAGGAGAUCUACCAUACAUUGAUAUAAUUGUAAAACCUUCAUAUUUUGUCUAUGAAACAAUCACUAUUGGAUUAUCAGCUGGCACUUUAUUUAAAUCGAAUUAAGUAGACAAUUCUAAAUAUAUGGUCUAACUUAGUGAAAUUGAUAGACAUCCUAAAAAGUCAUUUCCUUCAAGACUAAAUACAUCAUUAGAAACUAAUCCAUUUGAAAAAAUAUAAGCAAAUAUUACAAAAUAUACAUUAAGUCCUAAUUCAACUUAUACAUUCUAAGUUAUAGCAACUAAUUUGAAUACUAAUAAAACUCAAUACUAAAAUUUGAGUAUCAACAUUCCAUUUGCUGGAUUGAUUUGCUAAUUAAAUAACAGAGGAGUUUAAAAUAUAAGAAAAGAUUUAAAUCUCUAAGUAAAAUGCAAAGAUUUAGAUACAACAUAUGAUUGGAAUAAUGAUCCUGAUUUGUAUAUUUAUGUAACUUGUAAGGACUUAACAUUAAAUAAUUCUUGCUUAAACUAAUAAAAAUAAAUGAUUAAUGUUAAUGUAACUGAUUCAGUUUAAUUCAUCAAGAAGAAUACAAUUUCUGUAUUUACUGUAUAGGAAUGGUCAGUAAUAGUAACAAAAUUCUAAUAAACUUAAAAAUUUAAUUAAAUUAUUGUAUAUCUUGAAGAUGAUUUUCCUGUUUUAGAUUUAGAAUUCAAUUAGGGUUAUUUAAUGAGAAAAGUAAAUAAUUAUGAAUAACUUAAUUUUACAUUUCUAAUCCCAUUUAAUUAAAAACCCUUUUUAUUAGAUUUAUCAAUAGCAAUCAUCUAUAACUAUGAAAUAAUAGAAAUACUUUAACCAAAAUACAUUUCUCAUCAAUUUAAAUUAUUUAAUAGUAUUAAAGAGUUAAACUUUGGUGAUAGCAUCAGUCUUAAACUUACAGCAUAAUAUACAAACAAUAUAAUGCCUAGUCUAAAUACCUUAAAACUUAAUAUAAAUUAACCUCCCUUCUGUUCUAAAUUAAUUAUUACGCGUUCAAAUGAUUUAGCACUUACAAAUAUGAUGGUUGCCACUAGUUGUGAAUAAUCAAAUGAUUCUCCAUAUAAAUAUUAGCUUAGAGUAUUUUUGAGAGAAUCAGAUUUAACAGAUUUUUUGAAGGGAUCAUCAGAUAAUUCUUUAAUUCUUUAUUCAUUUCAGUAUUAAACUCAAUUUUCAAUUUAAAUUCCUACUUCUGUCGAUUCUUCAAAAAUUGGACUUUUAUUAUAAGUGCUUGACAGU
Paramecium pentaurelia is the source of this 8950-nucleotide messenger RNA. Lineage: Eukaryota; Ciliophora; Oligohymenophorea; Peniculida; Parameciidae. The record is from the annotation of a GenBank genome assembly.